UGUUGUCAGAGAAGAACUGAGCAAAGACACGUUGAGCAUAUGCAAAAGCUUUAAAACUGAAGCUCUGCCAUGUCCCCUCUGAGUGUUGAGAACAAUAAAUCUGCAUGAAUUUUGCCAGCAUUGUCCCAACUCAGCAACAAAAACUCCACUCCACCCUGUCCCUCUCGACGCUGGCUUUAUGUUAGGUGCAGCUGCAGGCUCUGGUUACACCCUCUCCACCCUCUAAAUGUCCCGCUGCAGGAUGGAGCAGACAGCUGUGAGAAUCUGAUAAUAUUCCUUGCUGCACAUUCUUCCAUCAUUCAGUUUAGUCUUAGAAGAGUGAGCAGCUUCCACACUGAGAAAUUAAGAGCAGAAAUUCAUCAUUAUGUCCAUCCGGAGGCUUAGGAGCAACCCUAAAACACUCGGGGAUGUCAACAUGGUGACAGAGGAGCUGAGAAAUCUUUAUUAUAAAAGGCUGCUGCCGAUAGAGAAGUAUUAUUCUUUCCAUCAGUUUCAUUCUCCAAGUUACGAGGAUGCAGACUUUGACAACAAACCAAUGGUCCUGGUGAUGGGUCAGUACUCAACAGGAAAGACAACCUUUAUCAGGUAUCUCAUAGAACAAGAUUUUCCUGGUAGCAGAGUUGGGCCAGAGCCAACCACUGACUCCUUCACUGCUCUCAUGUACGGAGAAGUGGAAGGGAUCAUCCCCGGCAAUGCCCUCACGGUAGAUCCCAAAAAGCCCUUUCGCAACCUCGACCCUUUUGGAAAUGCCUUUCUGAACAGGUUUCAGUGUGUUCAGGUGCCAAAUAAAGUCCUUGAGAGUAUCAGCAUUAUCGACACGCCGGGCAUCUUAACUGCUGCUAAAAGAAAACUGAGUCGAGGCUAUGACUUUCCAGCAGUGUUGCGUUGGUUCGCAGAGCGUGUGGAUCGAAUCAUCCUGCUGUUUGAUGCACAUAAACUCGAGUUUUCUGAUGAGCUCACUCGGGCCUUUGGGGCUCUGUGUGGCUAUGAGGACAAGUUGCGUGUGGUUCUCAACAAAGCAGACAGGGUGGACUCGCAACAACUCAUGAGAGUGUACGGCGCCCUCAUGUGGUCGCUGGGGAAAGUGUUCCGAACCCCUGAGAUCUUGAGGGUUUACAUCGGAUCUUUCUGGUCAGAGCCGCGGCAGAUAUGUGACCACUACCAGCUGAUAGAGUUGGAGGAGGAGGAUCUUUUGGCUGACAUAAGGAACCUGCCGUGCAAUGCUGCUGUACGCAAGCUGAAUGACCUGGUGAGGAGAGCACGCUUAGUAAGGGCUCAUGCCCACAUUAUCAGCUAUCUGAAGCAGGAGAUGCCAACAAUUUUUUGCAAAGAAAGCAAGAAGCACAAUCUGAUUUACCAGCUACCUGUGAUUUUCACCAAGAUUCAGCAACAACAUAGAGUCCCAGCUGGCGACUUCCCCGACUGCACCAAGAUGCAGGAGAAACUUUUGGGUCAAGAUUUCUCAAAGUUCAAGACCCUGAAACCAAGUCUAAUGGCUUCCUUGGAUAAACUCCUGAGCAAUGACAUAGCAAAUCUGGUGCCUUUACUUCAACAACAAGAACUGAGAAAGAAGUCUCUCCCUGGUGUGUUGGACGGUGACUUUUUGGGAACAUUCAGGCCUGAGCAUUACAGGAAAGACCCUUUCAAGGAACUCCCCAGAGAUGACGAGAGCAGUGAGGCAGAUUUCGAUGAGUGGGCGGUGGAGAAAUUCAAGCCAAAAUAUGACGAGAUUUUCUACAACCUCAGUCCAAGUGAGGGCAAACUGAGUGGCUCCAAAGUCAGAGAGUGGAUGAUGACCACACUUCUGCCCAGCUCUGUGCUAGCUCAUAUCUGGCGGCUGUCUGAUGUAGAUGGUGACGGCAUGCUGGACAAUGAGGAAUUUGCUUUGGCAGUUCAUCUUAUUGAGGGAAAACUGGAGGGUCACUGGCUCCCGCGAGAGCUGCCGUCUCACCUGGUGCCACCGUCAAAGCGGUUAAGUACAGCCAGUGAUGAGUAAACAUGUCAUUUGAAUGAAGCUGGGGAUCCAUGUACAGUAUUUGUAUAAUUUGUACAUAAUUUCCUAAAUAUAACUAAACCUGGUAAUAGCAGUUUGUUGUUUACAAACAAAAGUGUAUAGUACCUGUUCAUGUUAUGCAUUUGUAUAUUAACAUCAUGAUGGUUUUGAUCCCUGCAAAUUUUUCACAUCAUAUUUUCAUCACACAUUUCACUUCUGCAUCCAAAUAUCCAUGGGAUAAAGAAAAAUUUAGCAAUUAACUUCAUUUGGGUGGAAUUUUCCUUUGGGCUGUGUGUUUGGUCAUACCUCACGUAAACAAUAUUGUAUUUUUUAGUCAAUGGCAUUAAACCUGUAAAGAUGACGAGCCAGUGUAAUAUCAUUGUUUGUGAUAUUGUAAUCAUCAUCAUUACCAUAAUGCUAUCAACAUUAUAAUAAAGUCAGCUUGGUACUCACGCAGGUGGCAGAAGCGACCAUACAGUCCUGGAGAGCACAGACAGCCUCCAUACAGACGAUGACAAUGUCCAUUGUUGGGACAGUUGCACUUUCUUCUGCAGUGCCUCCCGAAGUAACCCCUUGGACAACCUGUAAACAUGAGCAAUGUCGCUUCAGGACAGGAUGCCUACUCUAAAGCAAGCUCCAGCAAAGGCCAACAUUUAAACAAGAUCACAGAUAAAAUCAAAAAUCGGGAUACUGUGCAUGUCUCAGAUUGUAAGAGAACAUCUGUGCUAGUGUCAGAACACAUUCAGCACACACUGAAUGUUGAGCACAAUGGGCACAAUGCAUCACUUUGCAUGUUUUCGAACUGCAUUCUUGAGCUUGAAUGUUUCUGUUUAAUAGAAUUUGUCAUCCCACUAUUUAGUCCACUGAAUAAUAUAUGUCGCCUGGCUCAAAUUUCCUCCACCAUUGCCAUGAUCUCCCCAGACAAAAAGAUUUCCUCUUUUGGUACAUUUUUAAUUCUAAAUGUCUAAAACCUCAUUUGUGAUGGCUUCACAUAAGAGCAAAUCGCAAGGCAGGUGCAGUGAGUUUAAGCUGACUUGAAAUUUAUAAAUCAUUGGUGCCUAAGUUACAAUUGGGAUUCUCAGAACCUGCUUAAGCAAAGUUUUUAGACUAACAGAAGUCUAAGUUCAAGAACAAAUUUUUAGAAAUGACUCCUCUGGAGUUCAUGAGCUGUCAAGGGCUACCAAAUAAUGCAUCAUAAGAUGACUGUCCAAGUAUUGACAAGUAGUUUUUACCUGUGAAAUAAUAUAGUUUUACCCUUUGAGACCUCUGAAAUUUGUUCAAAACACACAAUUUUGAACGAUUGAAUUGCUCAUACUUUAUAGAAAUACAACCUACAACAGCUUCCUAAGGAGAUACUCUUUCAAAUUAGGUUACAAGCAAGAACUGUUUGGAACCAGUGCCCUAGAACCUGGUCAUAUUCACACCUAUGUGUGUGUGUGUCUAUAGGAAUGUAUGUAUACAAACCAUCCUCGCACAGCAGGCCUUGUACCCCAGGGGGGCACAAACACUUCCCGGUCACAGGGUCACACGAGCCUCCGUUCUGACAGCGACACAGGCUGUUACAGGCCUGCCCAUAGGUCCCCGGUGGACAAGCUGGAGAGUAGGGAAUUAAAAAAAAAGGAAACGUGGGGAAAGGGCAGUGACACCUUAAUAGUUGUAGUAUGACUUCAUGAAUCAAACUGUGAGGAAUUCCUUUCACACUGAAUCACAGACUUAUAUGAGAGAAGAGAAAGUAAACAGAGUCAAAGGAAGGGUUAUGCACCAGUGUUAAGAAGUCAGUAAACACUUCCACCUUCCAUCCUGUCUUUCCCCAUGGCGUGUGUUCUCCUGACACUCUUAAGCUCUCUGGCCUUGUUAGCAACUACAACAUGAACCAGCUGGUGGGUUAAGAUAUGCUUAGGUGUUACAGUCCACCCUGGGAACGUCUUCUUAAAUCCCAUGUCGCACUUUCUUCACAGCAGUUAUAUAUCCGUCCAUGUAAAGGUAAACCAGUUUGAAAUAAUCUAUGGCAUUGCAGCAUCUUGUCAUACCAAUGGAGCUUCACAAACUUGAAUCAAAAGUAUUGUGUGCAUUUCGAGAUGCAACCAAAUAAAUGAACUGUACAGUGGGGAGGGUUGUGUUGACACAUCUCUCAUCUCAUCUUCCCUGUGUCAGUUUUAUUAUGUA
This is a messenger RNA of Scatophagus argus, 4159 nucleotides long. RefSeq names its product EH domain-containing protein 2-like. Gene Ontology annotation, biological process: endosomal transport; endocytosis. The transcript is spliced from 6 exons. Gene Ontology annotation, cellular component: cytoplasm; plasma membrane. Lineage: Eukaryota; Metazoa; Chordata; Actinopteri; Scatophagidae. The record is from RefSeq and is a predicted model, not a curated record. The coding region runs from base 365 to 1996 and encodes 543 amino acids. Gene Ontology annotation, molecular function: GTP binding; protein binding; calcium ion binding.